CCCUGCUCCAGCCAGUGUUGCGUUGCAAUCUGGCAUCAUAUGAAGUGCACCUACCCUGCCAGCCAACUCAAACAAGCCCACUCAACUCUAGGCCACCAGCAUUGGGGUUACGCACCUCCGACAGUUUCUGUGGCAUUUCCGUCAUUUUAUGACAAUUGCACUCGAAAGAUUCGAAUUGGCGACUAAAUUGCUCCAUCCUACAGCUCUGCAACACAACGCGUCGGUCAUCUGCGAGCCCAGCUAGGGGCUGAGCAACUGAUCAUGGUUCGACUUCGAGAAAUCCCCAGAACUGCGGCGUUUGCCUGGUCACCUGGCGCUGCUAAGCCAUUGCUUGCUACUGGUACCAGGGCCGGUGCUGUCGAUGCCGACUUCUCAGAUGAGACGCAGUUGGAGCUUUGGGACCUCAACCUCGACGACGAGGAUCACGGGGUUGAGCUCCAGCCCAUCGCUUGCAUCACCACUGAAUCGAGAUUCUACGAUAUUGCCUGGGGCCAGCCCGACGAAGAUCAUCCACGGGGCAUCAUUGCCGGUGCUCUGGAGAAUGGUUCCCUUGAGCUUUGGGAUGCUGAAAAACUCAUCGCAGGCGCCGGCGCCCAAGAUGCCUUAAUCUCUCGCGCGACGAAACACUCGGGGGCGAUCAAGUCGCUGCAGUUCAACGCUCUUCGACCCCACAUUCUGGCCACUGCUGGUGCCAAGGGAGAGCUAUUUGUCUACGAUAUUACCGACAUUGAGAACUCUUUCCGCCUCGGCACCGCUGCUGCUCGAUCUGACGACCUCGAAUGUGUUGCUUGGAACAGGAAGGUCGCACACAUCUUGGCAACUGGUGGAUCGGGCGGAUUCGUCACUGUGUGGGAUCUCAAAACCAAGAAGGCAUCGUUGACGCUGAAUAACAACCGCAAACCCGUAAGCGCCAUCGCCUGGGAUCCGAAUAAUUCCACAAAGCUAUUGACGGCCACUCCCGAUGACGGUACCCCGGUUAUCUUUCUCUGGGAUCUCAGAAACUCGAAUGCACCGGAGCGAUCCCUUCAGGGCCACGAGCAGGGCGUGCUCUCCCUCUCUUGGUGCCAGCAAGAUGGUGAUCUCCUGAUCUCCAGCGGCAAAGACAACCGUACCAUAGUCUGGAACCCUCAGACCGGGGAGAAGUACGGAGAGUUUCCCGAAGUGACGAACUGGACGUUCCUCACGCGCUUCAAUCCUCACAACCCCAACCUCUCUGCGACCGCAGGCUUCGAUGGAAAGAUCGCAAUUCAGACCUUGCAGAACACCAACUCCGACUCGCCGCAAGCCACUCAACAGAAGAAUAAGUUGGACGAUGAAGAUUUCUUCAACCAGGCACAGACGCAACCGCAGGGGGCUGCAUUCACGCUGGCCAAAGCUCCAAAGUGGCUCCAGCCUCCCGUCGGCGCGUCUUUUGGGUUCGGCGGAAAGUUGGUGAUUUUCAAGCAACAAGCGGGCCAGCCAAGGGCUUCGAAGGUCGUGAUUUCUCAGUUCUCUGUGGACUCCGAGAUCAGUGCUGCUACGGAGAAGUUCGAGGAGACCCUGAAGUCGGGCAACCUUGCCAGCAUCUGCGAAACACGGAAGAACCAAGCCGCCACGAAAAAGGAGGAGGCAGACUGGCAUGUCAUCGAGACAUUGACCGCCGACAAUCCUCGCAAACAGAUCAUUGAGUUCCUGGGCUUCACAGACGCGGACGUGGCCGAGAGCACUUCCGGCGAGGAGUUGACCGACCAAACGGAGACGCCAGCAGGAGAUGAUAAACAGGAACACGGCAAGGACAAGUCGUCAAAGGACGCGGCCGAUUUCUUCGAUGAUGGUGAAGGUGACGGCGAUGACUUCUUGAACGGCAUCUCCGCAACCAAGGGCGCAAAGACGGACAACCCCUUCCAUCUCCUCGGCGGGGACGACUCGGACGUUGACAAACAAAUUACCAGGGCGCUGCUGCUCGGGAACUUCGCCAAGGCCACGGAUAUCUGCCUGAAGGAGAACCAAAUUGCAGAGGCCUUCCUCCUUGCCAACUGCGGCGGCCAGGAGCUAGUUGACAAGGUCCAAGCUGCUUAUCUGGCUCGCAAGAGCGGGCGUCCGAGCUACAUCCGUCUCCUCAGUUCGGUCAUCAACAAGAACCUCUGGGACGUGGUCUACAAUGCGGACCUCGAGAACUGGAAGGAGACGAUGGCUGUUCUCUGCACCUUCUCCGACCCCCAGGACUUCCCGGACCUGUGCGAGGCCCUUGGCGACCGGAUUAACGAGCACGGUUCAAGGAAGGAUGCCUCGUUUUGCUACCUGGUCGGAUCGAAGCUCGAGAAGGUGGUGGGUAUUUGGAUUAGCGAACUGGAGGAAGCCGAGCAGGCCAGUGCCGAGGGGCCAUCGGAGGAAUCCACCUUCUCGAUCCACGCGCGCUUGCUACAGCAGUUCAUUGAGAAGGUUACCAUCUUCCGUCAGGUGACUAAAUUCCAGGACACGGAUAAGGACGUGACGGAGGGCUGGAAGCUGGCCGCAUUGUACGACAAGUACACCGAGUAUGCCGACAUUAUUGCGUCCCAUGGUCGCUUGGACGUGGCGCAGAAGUAUCUCGACUACUUGCCCGCCAAAUACGCGGGUGCAGACUUGGCCCGCAACAGGCUAAAGCUCGCCACCCAGAAGUCCAUCCCUCAAGCUGCGGCGGCUACCUCCCGACUGCCCCAUCGACAGCCAACGCCUCGCCAACCUGUCGUCCACCAACCUGUACAAGCCGCGGCCGCGAACCCCUAUGUGGCCCCGGCGCCCGUCCCGGCAGCUGCGAGCACGAAUCCCUAUGCUCCGCCGGCACCGAACCUGUUUGCGUCUUCGGGAUCCAGCCCGUACGCGCCAUCCGGAGGAUACCAACCGCCUAUAACUAUGGCACAGCCUGGGCAGCAGCCUACCACUGGCUACGGGCCGCCGGCUAACCAGUUUAGUGCGCCGCCGAGAAACCCGACGCCCUCCGGCCCUCCUCCUCGUUCUCAGGCCAAAUCAACCGAAAAUUGGAACGACGUCCCCAUGGUUACAAAGCCACCACCUCCUAGAAGAUCGACUCCAGGCUUGGCCCCGGCGACUUCUUCCUUUCCCAGCCAGCCCAUGGGGUCUCCCCAGGCUCAGUUCGGACGAUCAGGCAUGACUCCUCCGCCGCCCCCACCGAAGGGAGCUGGCCCUCCACGGGUGACUUCUCCGCUAAGCGGCCCUCCCCAAGUCGCCCAGGGACCACCCAGACCAUCCUCGUCGGCAAGCAAUGCGUAUGUCCCUCCGCAGGUUCAGCAACUGCCUGUGCCGGCCCAGGUGCCUCAGAUACCUGCGCGGACGGCAUCCCCCUACGGCCCGCCGCCAACUGGCCCCCCGCCCUCUAACCGCUAUGCGCCUGCCCCCACGACGCUGCCGCAACCCGGACAGCCGCCCGUGGGCAUAGGGAUUCCGCCUCCGGGGCCCGCCUCCGUAAACCAGCCACCACCGCCCAGGAACCCAUAUGCUCCCCUUCCUGGUCAGCCGUCUCAAGCUGGCGGCGUCCCACCUCCUCCAGGCCAAUUUGCACCAGCUCCUUACCAAGCAUCGGCGCCAGUCCCAGGCCCUCCCCCUGCCGGGCGUCCUCUCUCGAGCGGACCCCCUCCUGCCUCCCAGGCGACGCCCCCGCCACCUCGUGCGUCCGCUCCGCCCAAGGCCAGACAUCCACCGGGCGAUAGGUCGCACAUUCCGGCCCAUGCUCAGAGACUGGUCGACAUCCUAAGCGUGGACAUGCAACGGGUGGUCAGCAAGGCGCCUGCAUCAUUCGCUCCGCAGGUCAAGGAUACACACAAGCGGCUCAACAUUCUCUUCGACCACCUGAACAACGAGGAGUUGGUGAAACCGGACACUAUUGAGCAGCUGUCUCAACUCGCGGAUGCACUACAGGCCAGGGACUACGACGCGGCCCACCGUCUGCAGGUGGAGAUUCAGCGGGACAAGACGGAGGAGUGCGGCAACUGGAUGGUCGGCGUCAAGCGGUUGAUCAGCAUGAGCAAGGCGACCCCUUAGGCUGAAAGUCUGGCCAUUUCUUGGGGCGUGAAAGAGGUGGCUGGCGCAAAAACCAUGACUA
Sodiomyces alkalinus F11 is the source of this 4081-nucleotide messenger RNA. RefSeq lists its product as hypothetical. The transcript is spliced from 3 exons. Gene Ontology annotation, cellular component: COPII vesicle coat; endoplasmic reticulum exit site. Gene Ontology annotation, molecular function: protein binding; structural molecule activity. NCBI's taxonomy places the organism in Eukaryota, Fungi, Ascomycota, Sordariomycetes, Glomerellales, Plectosphaerellaceae. Gene Ontology annotation, biological process: endoplasmic reticulum to Golgi vesicle-mediated transport; endoplasmic reticulum organization; COPII-coated vesicle cargo loading. The record is from RefSeq and is a predicted model, not a curated record. The coding region runs from base 262 to 4020 and encodes 1252 amino acids.